AUGGGCACAGGUGAUGUUGUGUUGUCUUGUCCACAGGGAAAACCUCCAACGAGACAUCUCUGUUCACCUACGACACUAAGUACCUGUUGGACACGUACUACUACGUGAAACACGACCCAACCUUCAUCCCAGCCUUUUCUGUGUCCAGUGACCCAGCUGACCCUCUGGUGGAGGACAUGCUGAAGAUGUGCUUCGGUGAGGGGGUUCUCUAUUUCUCUAAAUAUAUAUUUUAGGAGUGUUUAUGUAUUUUUAUUGAGAUAGGACAGUGAAGAGGAGACCGGAACGGUAGGAGAAAUUGCCAGUCAGAAGGGCAUGGGUCGGAUACGAACCCAUACCGACUCUGCACUCUUAGAAAAAAAGGUGCUAUCUAGAACCUAAAAUGGUUAUUCGGCUGGCCGCAUAGGAGAACCCUUUGAAGAACCCUUUUGGUUCCAGGUAGAACCCUUUUGGUUCCAGGUAGAACCCUUUUGGUUCCAAGUAAAACCCUUUUGGGUUCCAUCUAUAUGGUGACAUGUGGGAUGCAACCAAAGUUUUAAUGAUAUGACAUUCGACAACAUUCAAUCCAGCAAUAACAUACAAUAACACAAUUAAAUACAAUUGUACAUUAUUUACGCAAUCAUUUAUAUAGGUGAGGGGGCUCAGUUCUGCAAGUACGACACCAUGAGCACCCGUAGUCUGGUUGUGGGUAACGCCACCCUCCUGUCCUUCAGAAGUCACGAGACACUCAUGCAAGACCUGGAGUCUGGUAUGUAUACAGUAGUCGCCUCUGUCGUUGAAAUGAACUGUGAAAUGGACGUUUAUGGAGUUGGUUUGUCUACUCAUUAACCCCAACACCUUAGACCACAGUGAAGUGAACGUAACCAUAUGUUCUUAAUUGUUAACCUACUUCUUGAAUGCCAUGUGUAACCGGAACUUUAUAUGUGUGUGUUGACUAAUGCAAGUUACAACACAUUUUCCCCAAAGCAUAAAAGAAGUGCAGAGUAAGAUACAGUAGCUCCUCACGAUGUAUACUGUGCUGCUACAGCCCUUUCUGUACUUAACCACAGUGGAUAGUAUGGUUCUGUUUCAUUACUUUCUACAUGGGUUUAUAUUCCAGAUCAGUGUUUCCCGACUCCGGUCCUUGAGUUGGCAACCAAUCAUUGAGCCCUUGACAAGUUGAAUCAGGUGUUUUUGUCCCAGGCUACAACAAAAAAUGUGUACUGUUGGAUCGGAGCUGGGAAACAAUGUUCUAGAUAAUGACCCUUUACAUAUUAGGAAGUUGUUUUGAAUGGUUUGAUCGGUAAUCAAUACUUUUAUUAGUAGAUAACAUCCUUUUGUUUCUUAGUGGUGUCCUGUGGGUGGCUGGCCACGCCGAGGUACGGUGCGAAGAUAGGUACACGCUACCUAGAGGGGGCGACAGUGAGCUUCACCUGUAACAGUGGCCACGUCCUGUAUGGAGCCCCAGAACGCACCUGUCUACCCAGCGGAGAGUGGACUGGAGAGGAAACCUCCUGUGUCUCUGGUAGGUCCCUAUAGUCCAGUAGAUAAGUUUGAAAAUGUUUCAUUUUCAUUUAGAAGCAUGAAAUUUGGCACACUUCUAAUAUGUGGUACUCGUAGGUCCAUAGUCAUAGGUUAUAUCACUGUCUGGCCAUACUAGACAGCAGGAUGGAAGUCCAAUGCUUUCUAACCAUACACAUGUUCUAACUACCAAGCCUAACCUAUCUGCCAGCUACUAAAUGUGCCCUACAGCCACCCCAAAGGAGGGUAACAUUAAUUUUAACCUACCUCUCAAUGGCCUAUCUUAGUUAUCUGGCCUAACUUGGUUUUGUGCAGUGAUUGUCCUCAAAUGAGAAACAGAGCGACUUUGAAAAUCCCAUUUAGCGUGACUCAUUAGAAGCAGAGAUUCCAGCAACCGUGGUUUGUGCUCUGAGCAAGUUGCCCAGACAUUAUUCAAAAAAAAAAAAAAAACAUUAUACCAUUAGUCCAUUAGAGCUGGAGCAAUAGAGGCUUUGGGUUGGCCUCUCUCCCCUCAUCCCCCUCUCUCUCUGUUUGUGAAUGGGAACCACCUGUGUUUCCAGAAUGGCUUGUUGCAGCCAGUAACAGAAAGAGUGCCUUGGCUGAGAGCAGUUCCACUGACUGAGAGUUUUGUUGUAGUGCUCUAUCGUUGCUGGCAGAUGGCAGUGUCUUCCUGGAGGAAUCCCAUUCUCUGUCUGGUGGAGAAGCAAGUUGUCCACUUGUCUCAGUCUCACCCCCCGAAGGUCACACAAAGCCCAGUCCCUCCAUCUGCUCCCUACUCAGCCUAAACAGUCCUCUCAUCCUCUUUUCAUUAGUCGGCUAGCAGAGACUUCCUUCUGAUAGCUAUCUGAUCAUGCUGGAUGUUGACGGAUUUCAUAUCAGAUCUGGACGAGGAAAAACUGACUCCCUGACUGGGUCACAGCUGGAUAGAAUAGAAACCAACCUGACUUCAACCCCUUCCCUGUUCUUGUGGCUGUAGUGUGUGCGUCCGAAAUGGCACCCUAUUUCCUAUGUAGUUCACUACUUUGGCACCCUAUUUCCUAUGUAGUGCACUACUUUGGCACCCUAUUCCCUCUGUAGUUCACUACUUUGGCACCCUAUUCCCUCUGUAGUUCACUACUUUGGCACCCUAUUCCCUCUGUAGUUCACUACUUUGGCACCCUAUUCCCUCUUUAGUGCACUACUUUGGCACCCUAUUCCCUCUGUAGUUGACUACUUUGGCACCCUAUUCCCUCUGUAGUUGACUACUUUGGCGCCCUAUUCCCUCUGUAAUUCACUACUUUGGCACCCUAUUCCCUCUGUAGUUCACUACUUUGGUGCCCUAUUCCCUCUGUAGUUCACUACUUUCGCACCCUAUUCCCUCUGUAGUGCACUACUUUGGCACCCUAUUUCCUCUGUAGUUCACUACUUUGGCACCCUAUUCCCUCUGUAGUUCACUACUUUGGCACCCUAUUUCCUCUGUAGUUCACUACUUUGGCACCCUAUUCCCUCUGUAGAUCACUACUUUGGCUCACUGCGUCACAGCUGGAUAGAAUGGAACAGAAACUGACUUCACCUCCUCCCUGGUCAAUGUGGUCCUAUUAGUCUUACAAUGAUAUUUCUCUGUCUUCAUUUAGAUGUAUUAUUAUAUUACACAAACAUAAUACAACAACAGGUGUUGUCAUCAACUAGUGAAGUAUACAGUAACAGUAUACGUUGGUGAUGUUUUUACUAGGGCCAGUAGUUUUUCCUGAGUUGCAGUAACUGGGGCCUUGAGUUUUUCCUGGUCAUGCUACAUAGUCAUGGAAAAACUCCAGGCCUUAGUACAUAACCUAACCAUAACAUGUGAUCCUCUGUAGCUCAGCUGGUAGAGCACGGCGCUUGUAACGCCAAGGUAGUGGGUUCGAACCCCGGGACCACCCAUACACAAAAAAAUAAAAAUAAAUAAAUGUAUGCACGCAUGACUGUAAGUCGCUUUGGAUAAAAGCGUUGCUAAAUGGCAUAUUAUAUAUAUUAUUACAUAACCAUAAGUCAAGAUAAACUUCGCUGUGGUCUACCAGUACACAAUAAAUGGGAGAGAACUCUUGGUAAUCAGUCAGUAGUCUUAUCAUUCGCACUUGUUGCUGACAGAGACACUGAAACACACUGGGUCCCAAUACGCUGGCUGGUGGUGAGAGAGGACCAUUAUAACUUUAACACUUACAUGCUCUAACACACACACACACACACACACACACACACACACACACACACACACACACUAGUGAUGCGUGGGUUGAUUCAUAACCCGCAGUCCCUGUAGGGUGCCAAAUACACGCCAAUUGCCAAAUGCUUUUGGGAACUUUGGCAGAAAAAGUUAAUGUCGAUCCACUGAGGCAAAAUUUUAGCAUUUCUUGCAGUAGAAUGAUACACCAAAUGUACAUUUUGACUCGGGAAAAGGAGUGGAGAAAUACGAUUUCUUUAUUUCAGCAUCUGUAAAGGUGCUAUCUUUAUCAGCAUCAUAAAAGCGGAUAGUAUUUCAACCACAUAAAAUAUGCAUCCAAGCCAAACUGAAAUCCUAUCAGAAACAUGUUGGGUCGUUUUAACAGCUUUUAAUUUCCUUAAAACCGGUCAAACUGAUGUCAUUAAGAGUUAUUGCAUUUUCUCUCCGGUCCCUUAACAUAUUUUCUGCGAGAGAAGUAGAUAUGAAAGAGGAAUGAAAACAGACUUUACCAAUGUCAACUAUAUUGAAGCAUUCAUUCUAUCGAUGUAUGUUAUUAUUCUGUUGAGCGAGGGUUUAUUUAGUCUUCUAGGGCAACAUAUAAAGACAGAAGAGAAGCUGCAUGUAUCUAAUUAUAGACAAGUGGACUAACAAAUAUCCUACCAAAAUGUUGGAAAUUAUAAGCAGAAACAUAGGCCUAUCUAAAAGCCCUGUCAAAAAGUACAGCGCAUUUCUUAUAUUUGCAGGUUAGGGUCGGGUGAGGGCCUCAGAUUUUUCACUUUGUCACAUAUAGUCGGGCGGUUUCCGAUGGGUUCUAAGCAAUUUUGGCUGGGUGCGGGUGAACAAACAGCUGACCCGUGCAUCACUAACACACACACACACUCCAAACAGCCUACUGAAAUGUCUUCCACUUAUUUAGGGAAUAGGUAGGGUGCCAUUUGGGACACAAUCAUUUAUUCAUGUCCCAUCCUAUAGGACCCCUAUCCGUGUACAAUAAACACUCAUCUCUGUUAACCCAGGGUAAAAUCUUGCGUAAUUUGGUCAGCUGCGUGAUUUAACGUCUGGGUUCAUACGUGUUAGACAUUGAGAGUUCCGGCAAAAACUUAAGUCUCCACCCUCGCAAAAGGAAACUCUCAGCCAAAGCACAGGUGCGAUGCACUCGAGGAGAAGCAGUUCAAGCACCUGUUGUUUAACGAAGCACGUGACAAUAAACAUUUUGAUUUGAUGUGACAGGAGAGGUGACACACAGUUCUCUCUGUCAAAGGAGAUUAUAGAUUAACAUUUCUUGUCACCAGAACUGGAGCUCUGCCUGUCCCUAUGUGUACAUGAACCUCGUCAUGUACACAUGCUGUAUGAGCAGAUCAGUGGAGGCUGAUGGGAGGAGCUAUAGGAGGACGGGCUCAUUGUAAUGGUUGAGAUGGAAUAAAUGGAACGUAGUCAAACGUGUGGUUUCCAUAUGUUUGAUGUGUUUGAUACCGUUCCAUGUAUUCUAUUCCAGCCAUUACAAUGAGCCCAUCCUCCUACAGCUCCUCCCACCAGCCUCCACUGGAGCAGAUACUGUUUGAUAUCUUUCAUAUAUAUAUGGCCUCCCGAGUGGCACAGCGGUCUAAGGCACUGCAUCACAGUGUUGCGGCGUCACUACAGCCUGGGGCUCCGUUGACCAGGAGUCCCAUAGGGUGACGCACAAUUGGCCCAGCGUCAUCAGGGUUAGGGGAGGGUUUGGCUCAUCUGGUGACUCCUUGUGGCGGGCCUGCAGGCUGACUUCGGUCGUCAGUUGAAUGGUGUUUCCUCCGACACAUUGGUGCAGCUGGCUUCCGGGUUAAGCGAGUGGGUGUUUCCCGAGCCCGUUGGGGAGUUGCAGCGAUGAGACAAGAUCAUGAUCACGAAAUUGGGGAGAAAAGAAAACAGAAAAUAACAUUUAAAAAAAUAUGCACAAUCUUUCAUAUACACUACCGGUUUAUUUUUUACUAUUUUCUACAUCGUAGAAUAAUAGUGAAGACUUCAAAACUAUGAAAUAACACAUCUUGUAGUAACCAAAAAAGUGUUAAACAAAUCAAAAUAUAUUUUAUAUUUGAGAAUCUUCAAAUAGCCACCCUUUGCACACUCUUGGCAUUCUCUCAACCAGCUUCACCUGAAAUGAUUUUCCAACAGUCUUGAAGGAGUUCCCACAUAUGCUGAGCACUUGUUGGCUGCUUUUCCUUCACUCUGCGGUCCGAUUCAUCCCAAACCAUCUCAAUUUAGUUGAGGUCGGGGGAUUGUGGAGGCCAGGUCAUCUGAUGCAGCACUCCAUCACGCUCCUUCUUGGUAAAAUAGCCCUUACACAGCCUGGAGGUGUGUUGGGUCAUUGUCCUGUUGAAAAACAAAUGAUAGUCCGACUAAGCCCAAACCUGAUUUGAUGGCGUAUCGCUGCAGAAUGCUGUGGUAGCCAUGCAGGUUAAGUGUGCCUUGAAUUCUAAAUAUAUCACAGACAGUGUCACCAGCAAAGCACCCCCACACCAUAACACCUCCUCCUCCUCCAUGCUUUACGGUGGGAAAUACACAUGCAGAGAUCAUCCGUUCACCCACACCGCGUUUCACAAAAACAUAGCGGUUGGAACCAAAAAUCUCCAAUUUGGACUCCAGACCAAAGGACAAAUUUCCACCAGUCUAAUGUCCAUUGCUCAUGUUUCUUGGCCCAAGCAAGUCUCUUAUUAUUAUUGGUGUCCUUUAGUAGUGGUUUCUUUGCAGCAAUUCGACCAUGAAGGCCUGAUUCACACAGUCCCCUCUGUUACUUGAACUCUGUGAAGCAUUUAUUUGGGCUGCAAUUUCUGAGGCUGGUAACUCUAAUGAACGUAUCCUCUGCGGCAGAGGUAACUCUGGGUCUUCCAUUCCUGUGGCGGUCCUCAUGAGAACCCGUUUCAUCAUAGCGCUUGAUGGCUUUUGCGACUGCACUUGAAGAAACUUUCAAAGUUCUUAAAACGUUCCGUAUUGACUGACCUUCAUGUCUUAAAGUAAUGAUGGUCAUUUCUCUUUGCUUAUUUGAGCUGUUCUUACCAUAAUAUGGACUUGGUCUUUUGCCAAAUAGGGCUAUCUUCUGUAUACCCCCCCCCCCCCCCAACCUUGUCACAACACAACUGAUUGGCUCAAACGCAUUAAGAAGGAAAGAAAUUCCACAAAUUAAGUUUUAACAAGGCACACCUGUUAAUUGAAAUGAAUUCCAGGUGACUACCUCAUAAAGCUGGUUGAGAGAAUGCCAGGAGUGUGCAAAGCUGUCAUCAAGGUAAAGGGUGGCUAUUUGAAGAAUCUCAAAUAUAACAUAUAUUUUGAUUUGUUUAACACUUUUUUGGUUACUACAUGAUUCCAUAUGUGUUAUUUCAUAGUUUUGAUGUCUUCACUAUUAUUCUACAAUGUAGAAAAUAGUAAAAAUAAAGAAAAACCCUUGAAUGAGUAGGUGUUCUAAAACUUUUGACCGUUAGUUUAUUUUGAGCGUUUGCUCUAGCCUGCCUGGAGUGCCAGAUGGGCGGGGUUUGCCGUUUUGGGAAUUCUAUUAGUUUCAUAGCCACAGGCAAACUCAAUAAACCACAGAUAAAGUAUUUGAUAUGAUUGGAAAUAGUAUUUGAACCCGGUUCAGUGUAUGAGAAUGUACCUUUAUCAGGGCCUAAUGUAUUAUGAUAAUCCAUUUUAAUGUUCUUCGGCGUGGGAGACGAGAGUCACGCAGUGGAAGGGUGGAGAAAGUUUUGAAAAGAAAGAAAGAGAAAGUCCUUGGAUGUGUUUUGAUUUUCUUAACUUCAAAAUGACUCGGGAGAAAGAAUGAAGUUCAAGUUGUAGAAUUGGGCUGGGUCGAGUCACGCUCAGAGGAGGAAAGGAGGAGAAAAUGAUUAAAGGCGAAAUGACAGCAGCAGAGGAAAAGAGAGAGAGAGAGAGAAGGUGGCAGAGGAGAUAAAACAAUGAAUUAAAGUGUCGCUCUGUUUAUUUCCCUUUGGGAAAAGGGCACAGUGCACAAAGUGCGAGACAGGCGGCAGGUAGCUUAGUGGUUAAGAGCGCUGGGCCAGUAACCGAAAGGUCGCUGCUUCGAAUCCCAGAGCCGGUUACAAAUGAGCAAGGCACCUUAACUGCUCCUGUAACUCUCUCUGGAUAAGAACGUCUGCUAAAUGACUAAAAUGGGGAGGGAGAGUAGGAGAGAGAGAGAGAAUUGAAGAAGCAGGUUGUAUAGAGGGGGAGAACUUGAAAUGCCAUCCUGUCCGAGACAUUUAAACCUGUCAUAUCCCUGUGCACCACUGUCUCUGUGAGGGAGCCUUCCUGAAUGAACAAGGUCCCUAUCUGGGACUUCAGAGUAAACAAUCUAUCGUGAUUAAAAACAGGCUCUCUAUCUUCACUUAUUUUCUAUUUUUUUUCAUAUUAUUUCUCAACUGCAUCUCUCAUUCUCUCUCGGUCACACAGACCUGAGGGAGGAAGCUUGUGUGCUGGAUCAGAGCAGAGACGAGAAAUCAGCCUGUGUGUACACACACACACACACACACACACACACACACACACACACACACACACCAUUUCCAUAUUACAGGGGGAGGUAUUAUUUAUACUUAGUCAUAUUUAUUUCCAGUAUUCCUCCUCAGAUUUUGACAGUCAAGUCCUCCUCCCAUAUCUAA
Coregonus sp. 'balchen' is the source of this 8301-nucleotide messenger RNA. NCBI's taxonomy places the organism in Eukaryota, Metazoa, Chordata, Actinopteri, Salmoniformes, Salmonidae. The record is from the annotation of a GenBank genome assembly.